Molecule: messenger RNA, 339 nt
Organism: Vicia faba (fava bean)
Lineage: Eukaryota; Viridiplantae; Streptophyta; Magnoliopsida; Fabales; Fabaceae
Source: the annotation of a GenBank genome assembly
AUGGUUCAAGAACAAAGACUCUUAAUCUUCUUCAUCAAAAAUCACUCUUCCCUCUCUUUCACUCAACAGCGCGGCUCUCAACUUGCUUCACCGUUCAACCACUUCGCCGUCUUGGCCUUAUAUCCUCCGUAUUCUCUGCUUCUCUUCACCCAGUACCUCACUGAUUCCUUCGCGACUGCUUCGUCCUCUCCAUCUCAAAUCUUUGUUCCACCCAUCUCUUUGUCUUCCUUUCGAUUCACAAAACCUUCUUCGUUCAACACCGCUUCAUAUGAUCGAUUCGAACACAACAACGCAAAACAACCACGGAUACACACAGGGCAGAAGAAUACUCGACUUUAA